Molecule: messenger RNA, 966 nt
Organism: Papaver somniferum (opium poppy)
Lineage: Eukaryota; Viridiplantae; Streptophyta; Magnoliopsida; Ranunculales; Papaveraceae
Exons: 1
Coding region: 1-966 (321 amino acids)
Biological process (GO): root development; shoot system development
Source: RefSeq, a predicted model, not a curated record
AUGGCGGUUUCAAGAAUCCGUCGCACACUUUCAUUCAAUAAACCAAACCUUAAUCAUCAAACAUCCUUUUCCUCACCAAAGGGUGGAAAAUCAUAUCAUGUAAGAUCAGUUAGUCUUCCAUGCAGAACACAUCCACUGUUAUCUCAGCUCAAAGACGAAAUCAAUGAGCUCAAAACAUGGGCAUCCAAAGUUGACGACCGGACAUCGUCUUGGUUAUGCGACGGAUUAAUGAUGCUUAAAGAUGUUCACGAUUCCGUUGACGAUCUCCUUCAACUUCCACAAACACAGGCAUCUCUUCGCCGUAGAUCUGAUUGGGUUGAGAACCUAUUAGAGGAUUUCCUCCGUUUUGUUGACGUGUUUGGAAUUUUCCGUGCCUCGCUUGUUACAUUGAAAGAAGAACAGUUAUCAGCACAAGUUGCAAUAAGGCGAAGAAGAGACUACGAGUCUAAAUUGUCUUCUUACGCGAAAGCGCGCAGGAAUAUGGAGAAAGAAAUGGAAAAACUCGUGUCCAUUGUUCGAAGUAUCGGACGUUGCUCUUUACCACCACCGGUGGGUUGUGCGUCGUUGUUAGCGUCAUCGACAUCAACCCAAAAUGAGAUUGAGUUGGCUGGAAUUUUGAAAGAUGUUAAUGAAGUGACAGUAUUGGUAUCCGUGUGUGUUUUCAAUGGAAUUUCAAAGUCUUCCAUGGGAGGGAAAUAUAAAGCUUGGGCUAGUUUAAGUUUAUGGAAGAAUAACAACAAGGAAAUGAUGAAUAAAGAUUUCCAAGGGAUUAGAGAAUUUGAAGAAGUGGAGAUUGAGAAAUUAAUGAGGUUGAGAAAACAAAAAGAAGAAGAAGAAGUGAAAAGGGUGUUGAUAAAAAUGGAGAAUUUGGAGAAUUCAAUUGAAGGUAUUGAGAAAGAGAGUGAGAAAAUGUUUAGGAGUUUGUUAAACACAAGAGUUUCACUUCUGAAUAUUUGUACUCAAUAA